Molecule: messenger RNA, 1988 nt
Organism: Cygnus olor (mute swan)
Lineage: Eukaryota; Metazoa; Chordata; Aves; Anseriformes; Anatidae
Gene: GALE
Product: UDP-galactose-4-epimerase
Exons: 10
Coding region: 48-1091 (347 amino acids)
Biological process (GO): beta-D-galactose catabolic process via UDP-galactose, Leloir pathway
Cellular component (GO): cytosol
Molecular function (GO): UDP-glucose 4-epimerase activity
Source: RefSeq, a predicted model, not a curated record
GUCGGGACGUGGCGGCCCCGCCUCAGGCCCUGCCCCGCGCCGCAGCCAUGGCGGAGCAGGUCCUGGUCACCGGCGGCGCCGGCUACAUCGGCAGCCACUGCGUGCUGCAGCUGGCCGAGGCGGGGUACGCGCCCGUCGUGGUGGACAACCUGCACAACGCCAUCCGAGGCCCGGACGCGCUCCCCGAGAGCCUGCGCCGCGUGCAGCUCCUCGCCCGGCGCCCCAUCGCCUUCCACGAGCUCGAUGUCACCGACGGGGCCGCGCUGCGGGAGCUCUUCGGCAAGCACCGCUUCUCGGCCGUGGUGCACUUCGCGGGGCUGAAGGCCGUGGGCGAGUCCGUGCGGCAGCCCCUGGAGUACGACCGGGUGAACCUCACCGGGACCAUCCGCCUGCUGGAGGCCAUGAAAGCCCACGGCGUGAAGAACAUCGUGUUCAGCAGCUCCGCCACCGUCUACGGGGACCCCAAGUACCUGCCGCUGGAUGAGAACCACCCGGUCGGAGGCUGCACCAACCCCUACGGCAAAUCCAAGUACUUCAUCGAGGAGAUGAUUCGAGAUCUUUGCAAGGCAGAGAAGGACUGGAACGCCGUUCUCCUGCGCUACUUCAACCCUAUCGGUGCCCACGAGUCCGGCAUGAUCGGAGAAGAUCCUCAGGGCAUCCCAAACAACCUCAUGCCCUACGUGGCGCAGGUGGCAGUGGGGCGCCGGGAGUUCCUGAGCGUGUUUGGGAACGACUACGAGACGAUCGACGGAACCGGUGUCAGGGAUUACAUCCACGUCGUGGAUUUGGCCAAGGGCCAUAUCGCCGCUCUGAAGAAGCUCAAGGAGAACUGCGGCUGCAAGAUCUACAACCUCGGCACCGGCACCGGCUACUCGGUCCUGCAGAUGGUCCGUGCCAUGGAGAAAGCCUCAGGGAGGGAGAUCAAGUACAAGUUCACGGGCCGGCGGGAGGGAGAUGUGGCCUCUUGUUACGCCAACCCCGAGCUAGCUGAGCGUGAGCUGGGCUGGAAAGCUGCCUUUGGCCUGGACAAGAUGUGCGAGGACCUGUGGCGGUGGCAGCUGCAGAACCCCACGGGCUUCAGCAAGAACUGAGCCCUGCCCUGGGGCUCGCCCGCCGGCCGAGGCUGCGCCCAGCCCAGGUGCGGGUCCUGCCCCCCCCCGCCCACCUCACGCCCGGGGCAGGAGCGGCCGCGGGCUCCCCCCUCCUCCUCCUCCCAGGUCCUCAGCACCUCACAGAGCAGCGCCACCACGACGAGGCAGCCAGGGCCCAGCCUCGGCACCCAGGGCACCAAAUCCCCUCGUGGAAACGUCCGGGGGCUCUUGCGAGCCCCAGCAAGGAGGAGGUGCUGGGCUGGGAGCUGCAGCCACGGCCGAGGCUGCUCCUGGGCCCUCCCAAGUGCCCCAGAAAGCCGCCUCCCUUGUUCAAAGGGGUGAGUCUCGCUGAGGAAGCUGCCCCUUCGCUGCUGCCUCAGUCCCGGGGAGGCUUCUGGGCCCCGAGGGCAAGAGGCGAGGGCAGGGCGGUGCUGCCCAGCACCUCUGUCGUGGCCUCGGGCCCCAGGUGUCCCUCUGUCAGCCCCAGGGGGCCACCACGGGGUCUUCCCUCCAGCCCCGGGGACUGGGCCCUGCUGGCUGCCGGGGGCCUCCCCCGCCUCCUUCCUGCCCUCCCCAGUGGCCCUGGGGCCCAGGUCUCGCCUCCCGUGUGUGCUGGUGGGGCCGGAGGAGCCCCUGCCCAGGGCUGUGGGGGGCUCAGGUGUCUGCUCCUGCUUCUGUGGGGCCUGAGCAGCCGCUUCUGUAAUCACGCUGCCAAAGGCUGCCCAGGAGAAGGCUCUGCUCCGCUGCCAAAUCCGGAUCCUAUUUAUUACGGCAGCGACACCGGCUGCGUUAGGCAGAGGCUGCGGCCAGCCCGGUGCGCUGUCCCUUAGAUUGAUAACUUAAGUUAAAUUAUGACUCGAGCUUUUGAUUUGUUUCUAAAUAAACGUUCUUACUUUC